AUGCGUAUCAGCUCACUCAUCGCCACCCUCUCCGCGGUGGGAGCCGUCUCGGCGGUGCCCCAUGCCCGGUCCAACAGCGGCUUCAGGUGGAGGCGUGAUAACUCCACCCUCCCCAACCCCUUCGAUGGGAAGACGCUCUUCGCCAACCCCGCCUGGGGCGCCAAGCUCGAGAGGGCGUUCGACGCCUUCACGGCCAGGGACGACGCCGAGAACGCGGCCAAGGUGCGCACCAUCCAGAAGACGGGCACCUUCGUCUGGGUGUCGGACCGGGCGAGCCUGAAGAACAUCGACACCGCCAUCGAGCAGGCGCGCGCGGCCAAGGAGGCCACGGGCGUGGACCAGAUUGUCGGGCUAGUGCUCUACAACCUGCCCGACCGGGACUGCAGCGCCGGCGAGAGCGCGGGCGAGCUGAGCAGCGACAAGGACGGCCUCGAGAUCUACAAGAACGAGUUCGUCAAGCCCUACGCCGAGAAGGUCGGCGCCGCCACGGACCUCACCUUCGCCAUCGUCCUGGAGCCUGACUCCCUGGCCAACCUCGUCACCAACCAGGGCAUCGAGUUCUGCGCCCAGGCCGGCCCUGUCUACCAGGAGGGCAUCGCCUACGCCAUCGCCAGCCUGCAGUUUGACAACGUUCACCUGUACAUCGACGCGGCCCACGGCGGAUGGCUCGGCUGGGACCAAAACCUGCCUCUUGCUGCCGCCGAGUUCGGCAAGGUGUUCCGCAUGGCCAGCAACAGCACCGGCGGCUCGGGCAACAGCACGCGGAUCCGCGGCUUCGCGACCAACGUGUCCAACUACAACCCGUUCAACGCCAACCCGCGCGAGAACUUCACCAUCGACAGCAAGUCGUGGGACGAGUCGCACUACGCCACGUCUCUGGCGCCCCACCUCGAGGCCGAGGGUCUGCCCUCGCGCUUCAUCAUCGACCAGGGCCGCGUCGCCGUCCCCGGCGGGCGCGAGGAGUGGGGCGAGUGGUGCAACGUCGAGGCCGGGUUCGGCAUGGCGCCGGGCACGCCGGUCAACAACACGCUCAUCGACAGCAUCGUCUGGAUCAAGCCCGGCGGUGAGAGCGACGGUGAGUGUGGGAUGGAGGGCGCGCCGAGGGCGGGUGCGUGGUUCGAGGAGUAUGUCGAGAAGCUGGUCGAGAAUGCGGAUCCUUCUAUUAAGGGCGAGGCGGCGGCAUGA
This is a messenger RNA of Phialemonium atrogriseum, 1185 nucleotides long. RefSeq names its product 1, 4-beta cellobiohydrolase. The record is from RefSeq and is a predicted model, not a curated record. Gene Ontology annotation, biological process: cellulose catabolic process. The coding region runs from base 1 to 1185 and encodes 394 amino acids. Lineage: Eukaryota; Fungi; Ascomycota; Sordariomycetes; Cephalothecales; Cephalothecaceae. The transcript has 2 exons. Gene Ontology annotation, molecular function: hydrolase activity, hydrolyzing O-glycosyl compounds.